Molecule: messenger RNA, 3082 nt
Organism: Trichoplusia ni (cabbage looper)
Lineage: Eukaryota; Metazoa; Arthropoda; Insecta; Lepidoptera; Noctuidae
Gene: Nhe1
Product: sodium/hydrogen exchanger 8
Exons: 7
Coding region: 94-2160 (688 amino acids)
Biological process (GO): regulation of pH; proton transmembrane transport; sodium ion transport
Cellular component (GO): Golgi apparatus; membrane
Molecular function (GO): sodium:proton antiporter activity
Source: RefSeq, a predicted model, not a curated record
UUGGCAUUAAGCGACCGUCAGUCACUGUCUGUCUGUCAAACUGGUUGAGAAACUGGCGAUAGAAUUUUAAUGUCUCGUAUAAAAUAAUACAAAAUGCUUUGUAUCAGAAAAUAUGUGUAUUGGAUCGGAAUAAUAUGUUUAAUCAGUGUUUGUUACGGGCAUCAUGUAAAAUCGUCAUCUUUGUCCAAUGAACAGAGAAGUCACAAAUCUUAUAAGACCGAUCGCAGCAACACAUUACAGGGAACAGUGUUUAGCAAUCACAAUGACUAUCACGAGAAUGGAUUGUCAAGGUCGAAAAGAGCUAGUGUGCCGAAUGUUUCCAGUUCUAGUGAAGCCAGCAUUAACAGUUUACUUGUUAAUGCAACGCCAAGUUCAUCUACUGAAAGUUCUGACAAUUCAACAGAUAAAAAUGAGAAAGAAUCGUCUAUACUCUCUGUAGUUCUAGUCAAUAUUUCAUCAUCGGCAACUCCAAAUGCUUCAGUUGUAAGUCCAUCUGAUGCAGCUCCCUUGCCUGAGAAAAGUUCAGCAGAAGACGAGCACAAUAGUUCAAUGGCUAUAUUUUUUGUGCUGUGUGUGCUGGCACUUGGAAUUUUAUUAAUUCAUCUCAUGUUGCAAACUGGAUUCUCUUACCUUCCUGAAAGUGUGGUUAUAGUAUUCCUUGGUGCUUUAAUAGGGAUGAUAAUUAACUUAAUGUCCAUUAAGAACAUUGCUAACUGGAGGAAAGAAGAAGCUUUUUCUCCUACAGCUUUUUUCCUUGUUCUGUUACCUCCCAUAAUUUUUGAGUCUGGUUAUAAUUUACAUAAGGGUAAUUUCUUUCAAAACAUUGGUUCUAUUUUAUUAUUUGCUAUUGUUGGCACUGCUAUAUCUGCAUUUGUAAUUGGUGCAGGUAUAUAUUUAUUAGGAUUGGCACAAGUGGUUUAUAAGUUGAGUUUUGUGGAAUCAUUUGCAUUUGGUUCUUUAAUAUCAGCAGUGGAUCCUGUGGCCACUGUGGCAAUUUUUCAUGCUCUAGAUGUUGACCCAGUUUUGAACAUGUUGGUGUUUGGAGAGAGCAUUUUGAAUGAUGCUGUAGCUAUUGUGUUGACAACAGCAGUCUUGGACUCCAAUGACCCUCUCAUGUCUACAGGGGAAGCCAUACUUUCUGCCAUCAAUCGAUUUUGGUUAAUGUUCUUUGCUUCUGCUGGUAUAGGAGUAUUGUUUGCAUUGGUUAGUGCUCUAUUAUUGAAACAUGUAGAUCUUCGAAAAAAUCCUUCUCUUGAAUUUGGAAUGAUGUUAGUCUUUACCUAUGCUCCAUAUGUACUAGCCGAGGGUAUUCAUUUGUCUGGAAUCAUGGCAAUUCUAUUUUGUGGUGUUGUGAUGUCUCACUACACUCAUUUUAACCUGUCUACCGUGACCCAGGUCACUAUGCAGCAGACUAUGAGGACCUUGGCUUUCAUUGCUGAGACCUGUGUGUUUGCUUACCUCGGCUUAGCCAUAUUUAGCUUCCGACAUCGCGUCGAACCAGCACUCGUAGUGUGGAGCAUAGUUAUGUGUUUACUUGGCAGAGCAGCCAAUAUCUUCCCACUUGCGCUUCUUUGCAACAAGUUCCGUGAACAUAAAAUUACAAAGAAAAUGAUGUUUAUCAUGUGGUUUAGCGGUUUGAGAGGAGCUAUUUCCUACGCUUUAUCGCUUCACCUUGGUUUCUCGGACGAAACUCGACAUGUAAUCAUUACUACGACACUUAUAAUCGUCUUGUUUACAACCUUAUUCUUCGGCGGGUCUACAAUGCCAUUAUUAAAGUUUUUGCGGGCUAACAAGAAAACCAAACGUUCGAGAUCAUUACGAAAACAGAAGGAAGUGAGUUUGUCAAAGACGAGAGAGUGGGGCCAAGCUAUCGAUUCUGAACACCUGUCUGAAAUUACGGAAGAAGAAUUGGAGGUAAAUUACUCCCACGCAACACGAUUGAAAGGAUUUGUUCGAUUGGACAUGAAGUAUUUAACUCCAUUCUUCACAAGAAGAUUCACUCAUCAGGAGCUGAAAGAUUGCAAAAGCCAAAUGACAGAUCUUACAAACCAGUGGUAUCAGGCUAUAAAAAUAUCAAAUGAUAGAGAAACAGAUGAAGAGGAGAGUUUACAACAAAGUUCCUUAACAAAUUCACACAGCAGUCUUCAGAGGGGUGUAUAAAAGAUCUUUGACCAAUUAGGUAAUAGCUGCAACGUUACAUGUUUGGUGUGCUGUGUAGGCCAUAUGUGUUUACAGAAUAGUACACGAAAGCACUAAAAAAAUCAAGUCAUAAAGAAUUUAAAAAGAAUAUAAUGGAGGAUCAUGAAGAUCUUUAUUAAGUUUUCGACCAGUGUAUUUUUGACUUAAAAACUUUGUAACUUGUCACAAUCUUACACUAUAAUAUGUUAAUGGUACUACUUAGUAGCGAAAUUUAUUGUUUUCAAUCAUAAGUUAUGUAUAGCUAGACAAUGGUACUAUUGUGACGAAGGGCUUUAGCAAAAUUUUAUUAGAUAUUAUACAAUUAAUUCCUAUAGGAAAUAAUAGUCAUAAUUUUAUGUAUAUUUUUCAAUUAUUUUUCGUACAGUUUGUGCUGUCUCUAUGUUUAUUUUAAAUUUGAUUAUUUUGACACUUGUAAGUCAAAUAUUGUGAUAGUAUUCGAGUAUUUUAAAAACUUAGAGUAUUGUUACAAAGUAGUACAUAAACCAAAGAUUGCGAAAAAUGUAUGAUUUAAAAUUACUUGAUAACAAUGGUAACAUAAUUUAUCAAGAUUUUGUAUUGUUUGGUUGUGUGAUGAAAAAAUACACAUUAAAUGUGAUUUAGUAUUCAUAGAUGAUUUAAUAAUAUAGGUACUGCAUAAUUACUUUAUGUACUUAAGUGUUGUUAAUUAGCUUUAAUUUGAAAAUCAAUUUCCUAUUCUAUUUAUUCGAUUAUUUCUUAAACUAUUUUCCAUGCUGUCAUUACUUUCUAUAAAAUUCUGUGCAAUUUAUAAUGGUAUGGUUGGUACAUGGUUUUAUAAUUUCUUGAACAAUGAAAAAAGCUUAUUGUUAUUAUAUUUGUUCCUUAUAUUAAUUAUACCCUCGUAAUAGAAUAAAACAUUCUAAGG